AUGUCCAAACCUGGCCCCAAAAACUGUCUCACCGGCGAAUGCAAUGGAGGUUUGGAAUGCGAUCGCAACAGCGGCGUCGGAGUACCCCCUGCAACUGUAGCGGAGUGGACAUUGUCCGCCAACCCCAACGUUCCCGACAACUACGACGUUUUCCCUUGUCGACGGAUCUCGAACAACAAAGGCUAUCCAGUAGCCGAAUGCGCAAAGGAUCUGGGCCCUAAUUGCCCCGCUCCUCUCAAAGGGCCAUUCGACAGCGAUGGGUUCCCAGUAGGGUGCAAAUCUGCCUGUUUCACCAACCUAGACAGUAACCCCCAGAACUCUGCUAACUGCUGCACUGGAUCCCAUAAUACCCCCGAAACUUGCCCCGCUAGUGGAGGUGCCUUCUAUAGCUACUUCAAGAACAACUGUCCGAGGUUCUACGCCUAUGCCUAUGGCGAGCACAGUAGGACUGCCUUAUUCACCUGUGACUCCAAGCUCAAGGCGGACUACACCUUGAUUUUCUGCCCUUGA
Marasmius oreades (fairy-ring Marasmius) is the source of this 510-nucleotide messenger RNA. RefSeq lists its product as uncharacterized. The record is from RefSeq and is a predicted model, not a curated record. The coding region runs from base 1 to 510 and encodes 169 amino acids. Gene Ontology annotation, biological process: defense response. NCBI's taxonomy places the organism in Eukaryota, Fungi, Basidiomycota, Agaricomycetes, Agaricales, Marasmiaceae. Gene Ontology annotation, cellular component: extracellular region. The transcript has 8 exons.